Molecule: messenger RNA, 2383 nt
Organism: Leptonychotes weddellii (Weddell seal)
Lineage: Eukaryota; Metazoa; Chordata; Mammalia; Carnivora; Phocidae
Source: RefSeq, a predicted model, not a curated record
UCCUCAUUUCCUUUGUCCAGGAUGAAAUCGAUUCUGCAGUAAAGAUGUUGUUAUCAUUGAAAAUGAGCUACAAAGCCGCCGUGGGCGAGGACUACAAGGCUGACUGCCCUCCAGGGAACCCGGCACUUGGGAGCAAUAGUGGCCUGGAUGCUGCAGAAGCUGAGGAGGAUUUUGUGGACCCGUGGACAGUACAGACGAGCAGUGCCAAGGGCAUCGACUAUGACAAGCUCAUUGUUCGGUUCGGAAGCAGUAAAAUCGACAAGGAGCUGGUAAACCGGAUAGAGAGAGCCACGGGCCAGAAACCACACCGCUUCCUGCGCAGAGGCAUCUUCUUCUCACACAGAGAUAUGAACCAAAUUCUUGAUGCCUAUGAAAAUAAGAAGCCAUUUUAUCUGUAUACGGGCAGGGGCCCCUCUUCCGAAGCAAUGCAUGUAGGUCACCUCAUCCCAUUUAUUUUCACAAAGUGGCUGCAGGAUGUGUUCAAUGUGCCGUUGGUCAUCCAGAUGACGGAUGAUGAGAAGUACCUGUGGAAAGACCUGACCCUGGACCAGGCCUAUGGCUAUGCCGUGGAGAACGCCAAGGACAUCAUUGCCUGCGGCUUUGACAUCAACAAGACUUUCAUCUUCUCUGACCUCGACUACAUGGGGAUGAGCCCAGGCUUCUACAAGAACGUGGUGAAGAUUCAGAAGCACGUUACCUUCAACCAAGUGAAGGGCAUUUUCGGUUUCACUGACAGUGACUCCAUCGGGAAGAUCAGCUUUCCUGCCAUCCAGGCUGCUCCCUCCUUCAGCAACUCAUUCCCUCAGAUCUUCCGAGACAGGGCAGACAUCCAGUGCCUCAUCCCCUGUGCCAUCGACCAGGAUCCUUACUUCAGGAUGACGAGAGACGUCGCCCCCAGGAUCGGCUACCCUAAGCCAGCCCUGCUGCACUCCACUUUCUUCCCCGCCCUGCAGGGGGCCCAGACCAAGAUGAGUGCCAGCGACCCCAACUCCUCCAUCUUCCUCACGGACACCGCCAAGCAGAUCAAGACCAAGGUCAACAAGCACGCGUUUUCUGGGGGCAGAGACACCGUCGAGGAACAUAGGCAGUUCGGGGGCAACUGUGACGUGGACGUGUCCUUCAUGUACCUGACCUUCUUCCUCGAGGACGAUGACAAGCUCGAGCAGAUCAGGAAGGAUUACACCAGCGGCGACAUGCUCACCGGUGAGCUCAAGAAGACGCUCAUCGAGGUUCUGCAGCCCUUGAUCGCCGAGCACCAGGCCAGGCGCAAGGAGGUCACAGACGAGAUAGUGAAAGAGUUCAUGACUCCCCGGAAGCUGUCCUACGACUUCCAGUAACUCCUUUUAUAUGCGCUUAUAAAGAGAUGUAAUUUACCAAUAAUUCCAGCCCAAUCAAAUCCGCACCACCUGUAGGCUCUGUCACACGGUAAUUACUGGCCUGGUAUUUGGAAGCCCUGUGUGUGUGUGUACUGUUUUUCCCCAUCCUCCUUUCUGUCUCUUGGGGGCAAAACCCUUGGGGUGAAUGGGUGCCGGCUAAUGUUUCACGGUCCAACAGUCCAGCUGGAGUCUCUCCCACAGAGCAGCCCCCACGUGUGGGACCUUGGGCUGCACGUCCACGGGCCGGCCUGUCCAGUCCACAGGACAGCUGCUGCCGUUCCCCACACCCUGGGAAAGAGUAUGGAGUCUGUCUGCAUACCUGGAAUCAGAACAGCAGUAGCAUAAAUUAAAGCGUGCUUUGAAAAGUCUACGUGGGAAAGUUUAAUGAGCACAGAUGUAUUUCAGCCCGUGUCCAAAAAAAUUUAAAAGAAUUGUCAGCUGAAAGCUUUGCUCUACGUUUGGCUAAGAGAGCUCGCAGCUUGAAAGCUGCUUUUCACGUUGAAUAUUGGCCCAAGUUGGCCGAGUUUUAUUAAAUUGAGUCUUCUGUGGGCGAGAGUCCGGUUCACUUAGCACACUCCAGACCAUGCAUGCACCGCACUCCAGAAAUCAUGCUUUUUCCUGAGCGUACUAAUACUUCCUUCCACCAAAUAAUCCUUGACACUCCGCCCUGAAAGCCAAUGGCCGCUUCACGCUGCGUGUGCCGGAUGCUGAGGGGUCUGUUGUCUUUGCAGAUGCUUUUGUUUUGACACUUGACUGCCGUGGAAGUCUGUCUGCACAGAGCAGUGCCCUGGGGCAGGUGGACGUAGCUAGAGAGCGCGUGGCAGCCCUCAAGGCCCUGAGCGGCACGUCCACGGGAGGCCUGGUUAACCGUGCACCCUGUGUAGUUUGGAAAAGUGGAAGACCUAUCUCAGGGAAGGCCCUGGGUUGAGGGGUCUGUGCUUUCUGGAGGUGUAGGGUCCACUCCCUCAUGUCACUCGUUGGCGUGAAUAAACUUCCUUCGGUCCUGC